AUGGCUCUAGAAGGUUCUGACGGCGUGGAGAAAGUCGAGCCAAUCCUGGAUUUGAAGAAGUCCAACAAAUAUUACCCUGAAAGGUUUCCAAUUUAAACGAAAGUUCAAAUUUGUUUAUUUUCAUGUUCCGUCGGGAGCUCUCCAAUCCGGCUCUCCGAAUGAGAAGAUGAGUCAUUAUUGCUAUCUGAAAGAAAUACAUUUCAAAAUUAUAGAUCCAUCGGGGGUGAAGCAGAGUGGAUUGGAUGAUGAAUGGCAGGAGAGAAUCGAUUUCCGUGAGGCGAUGAAGCGAAGUCAAAGACACUCAAACAAGUUGAAUAUUCCUUCGUUGUCAAUAUUUUGAGAGGUCUAUUAUUUGUUAUUAGGAGCUUAGUUCAAAACGAGAGAUUAUAUGACAAAAAUGCAUUUUUUCGAAUUUUUCCAAACUCGAAAAAUUAUUCAAGAAUUUUUUGCGCCGCACGGAUAAGUCAAUGGUCAUUGAAUUUCAAAAGGUAAUCUCUUGAAUUUUUGGGAAAAAAUUUCAAGUUCGAUGUGUCCUUGGUGCGCAGAAGUUCAGUCUUCCUUUUUCGACUCGCUCAAAAUUGACAUUUUUUGUUACUGUUUGAGUCCAGCAACCUUGUCAUAUACUCUCGAAGGCCCAUUCUGGAACUGUGUUAUAUUUUUUUAAUAUUAAAAACUAAUCUUUUAAUUAAGGCAUCGAAGAUUGAUAGGGCGGUGCGGUCACGCUGCUCUGGUCGUCUUCGAGAUUUCGUCUUUUCGAUUUUAAUAAAGUGUUUCUUGAAUCUUCCGAAGUUAACAAGGGAUGAUGACCGCAGCGCGACCGCGUCGUAGGGCGUGAUGACUUUUAGGAAUCAGUAGAAUAAAGUGUUCUUUAAGGGGAAAGGCGCGUUGAUUAGUAAUAGUUCUUGGAGCCCUAAAUUUUUCGUUUAGUAAGAACUUCUCAAACUGGCUGAGAUAAAUGACGUGCUAGAAGAUUCGGAAGUCCAUGGAUGAAAGGAGUAGAAAUAUAGUGCAAAGCGUGCUUCAGGUCUUGUUUUUCUGAGAUUCCCAAGCUUACAUUUCAUUCAAAAAGGGUGAGCUUCUUCUUGACUUCGGUCAGAAAGAAGAAAGGGGGCUUUCAGCCGGCUCUUUGGCACGGGGAUAUUCGUGUCGAGCAUGACCUCGGUCACUCUUUCCGGAGGGGAGAUCUCAGCCGCUCGGAACCUCUGAGUGGCACUUCGGUCCAACCAAGGAGACUGGUGCACUGUCCCACUCCUCCGUGCUCCUGUUCCCAGUCAGUCUCUCUGACUUCGAUUUCAACUGCUUGGAAUCUCGGAAGAACUGGACUUUCACGUUACUUUGCACGAUAUUUGAUGGACACUUUUGUAUAUCGAUUGGUCUAGUAAAUCCUUCAGGAGCCAAAAUCUAGCCUUGGCGCACCAAUGCACAUCGAUGAGUGUAGUAAAUUCUCCGGUCGAAGCCGAAACCUUCUUUCAUCCGUGAUCUUUCAAGUACCAUUUUCUUGUAUUCUUUCUUUCCUAGAUUUUCUUUUCUUCUCUCAUCUCCAAAAGAGCUUUUCUCACUUCGGUCAGAAAAAGAAGGCUUCAACCUUCACGGAAGAGAGUUCUCGGCCACUUGGACUCCAAGUGGCAACUUUGGUUUAACCAAGGAGACUGGCGAUUUUCCCACUCUUCCGUGCUCCAAGUACACUAGCUUGACUUGUCAGGCUUCGAACUUCUUGGAGAUGAUCAGAAGAGAAAGACUUGUACAUCAAAUCUCAUCCACUUUGGAGAAGACUUCAUUGUAUGACUUGUGUGUGAACAGAACACAUUGUAAUUAAGAAGACUUUAUUGAGGGGCAUAGAAAAGAGGUCAUGACUGACAAGGUGAAGAUGAAGAUUAGAAAAACGCAAUCUGAAAAAAACAUUCUUAACUGUAAAUUCAUCAUGAUCUGCGAAUUGAAUUUGUAUACUUAUUGCUGUUUGAAUAAAGAGAUUACACUGUUACAUUGCACAAGAAGUGAUGAAUUUGAAUUGAAAGAUUGCUGUAUUUAAACUUGCAAUUCUAAAUACUUGCAGUUUGAAAAGAAAGAAAGAAAUUCAGUAUUGUUAUUGCGGUUCUAAUUGAAAAAAAAGGCUGCUUUAAUAUUGCAAUUAUGAAAAACUUUCAAUUUUAAUAGAAAAAUGCUGUUUUAAUAUUGCAAAUUUAAAAGAAAAAAUGCUGUUUUAAUAUAGCCAUUUCAAAAACUUGCAAUUUGAAAAAAAGAAAAAAACUUUAUUAACAUUGCAAUUCAAAUAGAAGUAAAUGCUUUAUUAAUAAUGCAGUUUCAAUAGAAAAAAAAUGCUGUUUCAAUAAAUAACAUUGCAAUUUUAAACUUUGAAUAUAGAAAUGUAAAACGAUUGAGCCCCCUAUUCCCUAUUUUCCAGAAAAUCUGGACUCUCCAAAGGGUCAAAGUGAUGCUUCUGAAGUAUCUUCUGCCGUGCUGUGAUGAGAUCGGCCGGGAGAACCUGACCGGACUCGACUUUUGCAAGUCUUCAUGA
Caenorhabditis auriculariae is the source of this 2515-nucleotide messenger RNA. Lineage: Eukaryota; Metazoa; Nematoda; Chromadorea; Rhabditida; Rhabditidae. The record is from the annotation of a GenBank genome assembly.